Messenger RNA from Chondrus crispus (carragheen), 1134 nucleotides. Its product is annotated as Trs31. The record is from RefSeq and is a predicted model, not a curated record. Gene Ontology annotation, cellular component: TRAPPII protein complex; TRAPPI protein complex; TRAPPIII protein complex. Gene Ontology annotation, biological process: endoplasmic reticulum to Golgi vesicle-mediated transport. The transcript has 4 exons. Lineage: Eukaryota; Rhodophyta; Florideophyceae; Gigartinales; Gigartinaceae. The coding region runs from base 189 to 839 and encodes 216 amino acids.
UUCGUGUCUCACAUAGUUUUAAUGUGACGCCCGACUCUGCUUGACCAUAGCGCCGGGGUCUCCUAGCUAGCUAGACACGAACACCGGUCGCCCUCCGGCCAUCGAGAACUGGUCCAGCACCAAGCAUUGUGUCCACCUCAUGUGCCGGCGCAACAUCUGUCGCAUUCAAACAAAACGGAUCAGCGAAGAUGCAGUCACGCAGCCGGAAGAGUCUGAUGCACGACUCAGUCCCUGGCAGUUCAUCGCCGCAUGGAAUCACGAAAAACAUUCUGGAAAUGAGCCUGAAUCAAGCGCGUGGUGAAGUCAAUAUGGAUGCAUAUCUCGUCCUAUUUUCCGAAUUGGUGUCAUACUGCCGGGAUCGCGUCGAGUCUGUGAUGGCUCUUCAGGAGAAGCUCGCCCAACUGGGCUAUCGAAUCGGCCGCAGGGCCCUGGAACUUAUCCUGGCGAGGGAGAAGGUCUCGCGACGGGAAACCCGUCUACUAAACAUGCUCAAUUUCAUUGCCUCGACGCUUUGGAACUUCUUGUACGGAAAGCAGGCGGAUUGCUUGAAAAAAGUCCGAGACUCUGAACUGGAAUAUUACAUCGAAGAAGCUGAACCGUUAGUGAACAAGUAUAUUUCGGUUCCAGCCGACUAUGGACACUUCAAUUGUGCCUCGUUUUCGGCUGGGAUUAUUAACGGCGUUUUGGACUCAGCAGGGUUUCCGGCCGAGGUUACGGCCAAGGUCCUGGCUAGAAACGGAGAUGAGGACCUUUCUCAGCAACAGGGGCAACCGCUGACGAUCUAUUACAUCAAGUUCGAGCCAGAGGUGCUCGAACGUGAAAAACGCCUCAACGGGUAAUGGCACCACAAGGAGCUACAAUUUUGGUUGGGCGUCAAGGGAACGGCAGCGACCUGGCAACAAGCAUACAUCGCCGUAGAGUGACGGCGGAAGAAGAGCAGCUAGAGGCUGGUUAUGACAAUACACACUGUUCGGAGAUAGAGAGCGAUGAGGCUAUUUCUACGUACAACGAAACCGAAAGACCAAGCGUUGAGAUGUGGCACGGAGGGAAGGUGGAGCGAAGCAAAACGUGCCUCUUUUUUUAACAUUUUGCAGAGUCGGUCGAUAAAGGGGAGGCGAAAAUGACCUUGGUUAG